CGAGCUUGCUUUCUCACUAAUGUAAGACUUCGGCUUUUCCUUUUCUUUCUUGUUCUUCCCAUUCUUCAUUGCCAACUUUACGACUUGCCAUGGCCGCUACAGGAACCAUCACUCAUUACCUUACCGUAACGGGCAGAGAAUACCUAGCGAAUACUGGCAUCGCUAGCAGCGAGCUAGCAUCGGUUAAUUUUGACAGCGGGCUCUUUCCUUACGCCCGUGACAAGCUACGACGUCAAAAGAAUUGGCGACAAGACGGCAAUGUACAUUUUGUAUACCAUGGGGCAACGUCCGGCGGCAGGCGUCCUUCUGCGGAGGAUACAAUUCUCGAUCCUCCAACAACUGUCGAUUUGACAGGAAAGCAUCUGGCAUUGUUCUCUGCCAUACGGGACCCGACUAGGAGACCCAACGAAUGUUUCCUCUGCAGCAAGGAGAUGAAUCUGGUUGGAUGGCAUGCCUUUGACAGGAUGCCAGUAAUUCCAGCGCCACUCGCUCCCCAGGCGCCCACUAUUGCUCAGGUUGAAGAGCCUUGUCUAAGCACAGCUGUAACACAGAGAGUACUCAAUGCAGCUUGUGUGCUUACCGACAUGCUUGUUCACCCCGUCGGAACGUACCAGGCCGCCAAAGACGUCAUCGUGGAUACGCUUCCUGUAGUCAAAGAAGUAGUAACAUCCCCGAUCAAGGUGGCGCAAGAGGCAACAAGCGACAUUGCUGCCACCGCGGCAAGACUUAGUGGGCUGAGGAUCAGUUCGAGGGAGCCUUGGGCUUUCUUGGAUGACCUUGCCGAGGAUACUGGUACAGAAGAUCCAAUCGAGUCAGAUGAAGAAGAGGAAGAAGAAGAAGAAGAACAAAAAGACCAAGAAGAAGUAGAACAAGAGAAAGGUCCCACUAUCGCCGGAGUUAGCGAGGAGUUACAGAUUCAGUUUACAGAGCUUCUUAAGGCGCUCGACCGCCGUUUUGACAAAAUCGAUGACAAACUCGACCGUCGUUUUGCAAAAAUCGACCGUCGUUUUGCGAAAAUCGAUAGGACUAUGGGUGCCAUGUUUGAAUACGUUGGACGUGGGCAAGUUUUGGCUCAUGUAAAAAGGAUCUUCAACAUUGAUGAGACAGCUAUUGUGGAAGGUAUGAAACUCCAAGGACGGGAGUUUGCGAAGGAAGAAAACGAACCCUCUUUUCGACGACUUUGGACUGCUCUAAGGCAAAAUUAUGAGACACAAUGGACAAGAGAUGCGAUCCCUGUCAAGAUGAAGCCUGCAAAGAUUGAAAUCAACUUUCUUUAUUUUUGCUACCAUUCGGGAAUCUCUGGCACCUCGAUCGUGUCGCCACCCUGGGCUAGUCCUAAAGCGCCGCUCGAUCAGGACUUCGAAGCAUCGCGGUCUGCAACUGGUGUAGGAAAGAUUAUGUCGGCAUUGGGAUUUUCCGCACCCAACGCAAUCUUAGUCGGAGAGAUGACCAUAAGCGGCCUCGAACUAAACAACAAAGCCACGAAAAGAAAACUAGGACAAUUGGAGCGUGCAAUCGUGUUUUUAUGCACUCACUAUUCGAUCAAGCCUACCCGUAUUUUCGCUUUCCUCCACACGCUUGGACGCUUGCGCGCCCCAGCACGGCAGUUUCGUGAUGAUUUAUUUGGUCCGAAUGGGUAUGCACGAUCAUUUCCGAUCCUUGCUCGGCUGGCCAGAGAAGAGAGAUUUGUGAUGGUGCCUGCAUAAAACAAUUAUGAGCUGCGUAUGUCAUAUCAACCAAGCGGGACUGUUUGAUUUUUGAUUUCCCGUUCACCAUUGUUCGUCCUGACUACCGUAUUCGGCAUAUGUACAUCGUGAUUUGCAGAUAUUGUCUGUGAAAUAUGGUCUGUUAUAACAAUGCAUUGUCGCAUGGUCGUAUGAAAUCGUAAAAUGUAUCACAAUACGUUAACUCGGCGUGCCCUGAAAUACAUGACUGUGCUGAUACCAUCCGUGUCGGAAAUGCC
Messenger RNA from Spizellomyces punctatus DAOM BR117, 1963 nucleotides. RefSeq lists its product as uncharacterized. The transcript has 4 exons. The coding region runs from base 90 to 1706 and encodes 538 amino acids. The record is from RefSeq and is a predicted model, not a curated record. NCBI's taxonomy places the organism in Eukaryota, Fungi, Chytridiomycota, Chytridiomycetes, Spizellomycetales, Spizellomycetaceae.